Messenger RNA from Ipomoea nil (Japanese morning glory), 2909 nucleotides. Its product is annotated as formin-like protein 1. Gene Ontology annotation, molecular function: actin filament binding. The coding region runs from base 63 to 2576 and encodes 837 amino acids. Lineage: Eukaryota; Viridiplantae; Streptophyta; Magnoliopsida; Solanales; Convolvulaceae. The record is from RefSeq and is a predicted model, not a curated record. Gene Ontology annotation, biological process: actin cytoskeleton organization; actin nucleation. The transcript has 5 exons.
AGUGACUCGAAAACGCAUAGAUCCGAUUACAGUACCCGAUUAAGUUACUGCAAUAAUGGGGGAUGCCGUCUCGACCUAGCUCCGAGUUUCUGUACUUGGGCACUAUGGUCAAUUCACAUGGAGGAGGAAUCGAUUCGCACAAUCCGCAAAACCCUCGUGUUAGCAGUAUCUCCACGAGCUCGGGAACGUCGCUGAAAAUGGAGUCUCCGGAGCUCCGCCCGUUAGCGCCGCUUCACGGGGAGAGCUUUGAGCGCAAUUACGGGACUACGGAGCUUGGUUCCGAAGCGGACGAAGAAGAUGACGUGUUUUAUUCUCCGAAAGGGUCAUUGGGAGAUAGAGAGAGCUCGAUCGGAACUGGAUCGGCUUCCAGGAGGGCGUUCUCCGCCGUCGAGGUCGACAAUUUCGAACCGUCCGGCUCAUCAUCUUCUUCUUUCUCUUCGUCGAGCUCAGGUUCGGGUUCGGGCCCGCCCAAGAAGUCAGUGUCUCUGAGCAUUUCCCCGCCGGUGAGUUUGAGCCCCAAUAGCUCAAGGUCCAAGUCACCUGAAUCGGCUGCUAUUCAGACUGCUCCUCUUCCUCCUCCGCCGCCGCCGCCGGUCUACGUGGCACAUUGGGUGUAUGCGAGAGAAUCUGAGUCACCUUCGCCAGCUAGCUCAUCCUCGCCGGAGAGGGGUUCGAGAAGAAGCCCAGAUUCGUCUCCUGGAACUUCGGGCAUUUGGGAUCAGAGCAUAAAGUCGCGUCUUCGUGGAAUCAGCAACCAUUAUAUGGAGUCUCCAGCGAGAAUGACGAGUACGCAUUUGGAAUCUCCUUUGAGAAUUACCAUCGCCGGUACGGAGUCCCCGGCUAGAAACAGCUUUGGGACGGAAUCUCCGGCGAGAGCCAGCAAUUAUGUGCGGCAGAGUAUCCCAAUUUUUGCUCCACCAUUCCCUCCGCCGCCACCAGUACCCCCUACUACUCUUCGAGCUCGUGCACCUCCACCUCCACCGCCUCCUCCUCCUCCUCCUCCUCCUCCUCCUCCUCCAAGUAAACAGUUGGAAACUCCAAAGACUCCUAGCAUUAAGCCUCAAAAACUAGUAUCUGAACCCCCAGCUCUAGUGACUCUAAGACCCAUUGAAAUGGAGAGUCCACCAUUGAUUUCUCCAAUGCAGUUGCCUCCUAAUUCAGAGUGUAAUGCACAGAAUGUUGAAGGCUGUACUACUGAGAGUGUAGAGAAGAAUGAGGAGAUACUGAAACCGAAAUUGAAACCAUUGCAUUGGGAUAAAGUUAGAGCAAGUUCAGCUCGCGAAACCGUGUGGGAUCAACUGAAAUCAAGCUCAUUUAAGGUGAAUGAGGAGAUGAUUGAGACACUCUUUGUUGCAAAUGCUCCAAAUUCAAGUUCAAAUCCAAAGGAAACAACCCAACGCCGAGCUCUUUCUUCAGCCAGCCAAGAAAACAGGGUUCUUGAUCCGAAGAAGUCACAGAACAUUGCAAUUUUGUUGAGGGCGCUAAAUGUCACCAUUGAGGAAGUAUGUGAAGCUCUUUUAGAAGGCAAUGUUGAUGCCCUUGGGACUGAACUUCUUGAGAGCUUGAUGAAAAUGGCUCCAUCUAAAGAGGAUGAGCGUAAGCUUAAAGAAUACACAGAUGAUUCGCCAUUCAAACUUGGGCCGGCUGAGAAAUUUCUUAAGGCAGUGCUAGACAUACCUUUUGCGUUCAAAAGAAUAGAUGCAAUGCUCUACAUUUCGAAUUUUGACACCGAGAUCAACUACCUCAAAAAGUCACUUGAAACUCUUGAGGCUGCAUGCGAAGAGUUGAGGAGCUGCAGGAUGUUCUUAAAGCUUCUGGAGGCCGUUCUGAAGACUGGGAACCGCAUGAAUAUUGGGACAAAUCGCGGAGAUGCACAUGCGUUCAAGCUCGAUACUCUCCUCAAGCUCGUUGAUGUCAAGGGGGCUGAUGGGAAGACAACUCUCUUGCAUUUUGUUGUUCAGGAGAUAAUAAGAAGUGAAGGUGCCCGUCUUGCUACAGCAAACCAAAACGAAAAGACAGCUUUAAAUGAUGAUGCAAAGCACCGGAGGCUUGGCCUCGAAGUUGUCUCCAGCCUCAGUUCAGAGCUAAAAAACGUGAAGAAAGCUGCUACCAUGGACUCAGAAGUCCUCCACAGCGAUGUCUUAAAGCUCUCAAAGGGGAUUUCUAACAUUGCAGAGGUUGUACAGCUGAAUGAAGCUAAGGUAUUGAACGAAAGUAGCACCCACAAGUUUUCCGAAUCAAUGAACAGGUUUACGAAAAUGGCAGAGGAGGAGAUUAUAAGGCUCCAAGCGCAACAAAGUGUAGCUAUUUCUCUAGUCAAGGAGAUAACCGAGUACUUCCAUGGGAAUUCAGCCAAAGAAGAGGCACACCCCUUCAGAAUCUUCAUGGUGGUGAGGGACUUCCUAGUGAUUCUCGAUCGUGUGUGUAAUGAAGUCGGAAUGAUAAAUGAGAGAACAAUAGUGAGUUCAGCACAUAAGUUUCCAGUUCCAGUAAAUCCCAUGCUGCAUCCAGUUGUUACUGGUGGUGGAGGAUUCCCCGGGAGACCGCAGCUCAACUCCUCUGAUGAUAGCUCUUAGCACGAGAAAACCCUAAAAAAUUUCCCUUAUCCAACUAGGAGCUUGCCUGAGAAUGAGUCUGCCAACACACUUUAUAGGUACCAUUUUUUUUUUGUAUGUAUUAUAGAUAUAUCAUGUAAAAAAGAUUUUGGAAAUAAUUGUCAAAGUAGAUGUAUAUAGAGAAGAUUUUACUUGCAGAUUGUAUGGAAAAAACAAGGAAUCAAAUUAGGUUUAAGAGGUAGGAUGAUGAUCUGUUUAGAUUUCAGAACAUAUGCAGGCUGAAGAAGGAAUGCAAGAUUGACUACUGCACAUUAUUGGGCAUAUGCAGUUAUAAAUUUCAGGUUGAUACCCAAA